Tribolium castaneum (red flour beetle) is the source of this 1119-nucleotide messenger RNA. RefSeq names its product solute carrier family 25 member 35. Bases 202 to 1104 code for a protein of 300 amino acids. The record is from RefSeq and is a predicted model, not a curated record. The transcript is spliced from 5 exons. Lineage: Eukaryota; Metazoa; Arthropoda; Insecta; Coleoptera; Tenebrionidae.
CGCAUGAGAGGUUGCAUAAGUGUUAUCAUCGUUAUUACACAAUUUUGAGGAAUUUUUUGGUUAGGUUUUGUGAUUGUGGGAAGUGCUACUUUUUUUAUUAUGUGAUGUUUUGUGUGAUUUAGUGUAGUCCAUUGGAAGCCCAUUGGACUUCACCCAAACCGGGUGAUUUUUUAGAUUUUCGUCGAAAUUCUAUGAAGCCCGAUGGACUUUGCCAUCGCCGGCGCCUCCGCAAUGGCGGCUUGCUGCUUCACCAACCCUUUGGAAGUCCUAAAGACACGCCUCCAACUGCAAGGCGAACUCCGAGCCAAAAACCAGCACACAAUCCACUACAAAAACGUGGUGCAUGCUGCGUACGUCGUGGCCAAAAACGACGGCCCUUUGGCCCUUCAGAAAGGCCUCGUUCCGGCCCUUUGGGUCCAACUCAUAAUGAACGGAAUGAGAUUAGGCACGUUUCAAUUUGGGGAAAAUCACGGUUAUGUCACUGACAGUGAGGGGAAUUUAGUGUUUUACAAAAGUGUGAUUGUGGGGGGGACGGGAGGGGUGGUGGGGCAGUAUUUCGCAAGCCCUUUUUUUCUAGUCAAGACGCACUUGCAAUCGCAGGCGGCUAAGGCCAUAGCGGUGGGGCAUCAGCACGAACACGAGGGGACCUGGAGUGCGUUUAAAAAAAUUUACCACACAAGUGGAAUCAAAGGUUUGUUCCGAGGAGCUGGAGCGUCGAUUCCUCGAGCUUUCGUCGGUUCAACCUCACAAUUGACUUCUUUCAAAUACAGUAAAGAAUUCCUAAACCAAUACGAUUAUUUUUCCGAUAAACCCCUUUUGACGUCAUUUUGUGGCAGUAUGGUUGGCGGAGUCGCAAUCAGCGUCAUGAUGACUCCGUUCGACUUGAUAAUGACCCGUUUAUACAACCAACCUGUUGACCCACAAGGCAAAGGACUUUUAUACGCAAACUACUUCGACUGUGUCAUCAAAAUUUUCAAAACCGAAGGAGUUUCGGCCUUUUACAAGGGCGUUGGCCCCAUGUAUCUAAGACUAGGACCCCACACAGUUUUGUGUUUAGUGUUUUGGGACGAAUUGAAACGCUUGUAUGAUAAAUUUUUACAAUAAAUUUAUUAAAAAAGU